Messenger RNA from Drosophila ficusphila, 3055 nucleotides. RefSeq names its product homeobox protein Hmx. The record is from RefSeq and is a predicted model, not a curated record. Lineage: Eukaryota; Metazoa; Arthropoda; Insecta; Diptera; Drosophilidae. The transcript is spliced from 5 exons. The coding region runs from base 361 to 2364 and encodes 667 amino acids. Gene Ontology annotation, biological process: anatomical structure development; regulation of transcription by RNA polymerase II. Gene Ontology annotation, molecular function: DNA-binding transcription factor activity, RNA polymerase II-specific; RNA polymerase II cis-regulatory region sequence-specific DNA binding.
GCAGCUUUCGCGUGAACAACGUUUCAACGGAGCGCAGUGUUCGGAAGAAAUUCUGAAAAAGUAACCAAAAAAAAAAAACACCAGGAACGUUUUCUAACUGUUUCUGCCGGGAUUGGCUUUCGUGUGUGUAUUUGUGUGAGUGAGCAGCACGCUAUGAAUCCAAUUGACCGCAUUGCGUUUCCAUUUCCGUUUCCGCUUGAGCUCGCGUUCUCUAUAAUCGAUACUUCUGCCUUGGAUGUACGACAUCUGUGACUGUGAUUGUGACUGUUUUGUGCUCCACUUGCUGGAAAAAUAAUACCCACUAAAAAAAAAAUAAAAUAACAAUAAAUAAGGAGAAAUUGAUUAGAGCGAUUCUUAGACAUGUUGAUUGAGCCGACUUUAAACCGUGACCUUGGCUCGCUAACUGUCGCUAAUUCUGGCCUCUCGGCCGCGCACUGGAAAAUGGAGCCCCAUCCCCAACGCAUCACAUCGCUGGCCCCGCACGCUUCCAGUGUUGCGGCGGCAUCCGUGGCAGCAGCGGCAGCAGCAGCAGCAGCAGCGGCAGCGGCGGCGGGAGCGGGAUCCGGCGGCGGUGGAGCGGGAGCGGGAGCGGGAACGGGAGCGGUAUCCACAUCGCCCACAUCUGUGCAAAUAGCAUCCGGCUUUGGCGGCGGCGGCGCCUCUGGCAUUCCAACGGGAGCCGCGGGAGCCACGGGGAGCACCCUCAACAGUCUGAUGUCGCAGCAUCGCCUCCUGGAAUUCUCGCGGUUUGGAGGACUGCGUGGCUACGACAUCGCCCAACACAUGCUCACCCAGCAGGGAGCUGUCUCUAAGUUGCUAGGCUCGCUGCGACCACCGGGCUUAAUUGGUGGCUCAAAGCCGAAGGUGGCCACGCCGACAGUCGUAUCCAAGAUCGAGCAGUACAAGCGCGAGAAUCCGACGAUCUUCGCCUGGGAGAUACGCGAACGCCUCAUCUCCGAAGGUGUCUGCACGAAUGCCACCGCUCCGUCGGUGAGCAGCAUCAAUCGCAUCCUGCGCAACCGCGCCGCCGAGCGGGUGGCCACCGAGUUUGCCCGCACCGCCGCCUACGGGCUCUACCCGCCCCCUCCUCAUCCUUAUGGCAGCUUCACCUGGCAUCCGGCCGGGAAUGUCCCUGGUGGCCAGGGGGUUCCUCCGCCGCCGCCUCCAUCCGCCCUGUGGUCCGUGGCCGCUCCCACGCUCGCCAAUCUGCCGCCCAGUGCCGCCAGUGCGGUUCCACCUGCCAAUUGUGGUUCAUUAAGCUCGGCGCACUUGAUGGGCGGUGGUGCAGCUGGUGGUGGAUCCACCAAUCGGGCGAUCUCUCCAGGUUCUGGCAGCCAUGACACCUUGGAAUCUGCGGAUGAGAACAGGCACAUCGAUUCCGACUAUCUGGAUGACGACGAUGAGCCAAAGUUCAGGCGGAACAGGACCACCUUCAGUCCGGAGCAGCUGGAGGAGCUGGAGAAGGAGUUCGACAAGAGCCACUAUCCGUGUGUCAGCACCAGGGAGAGGCUCUCCAGUCGCACCAGUUUGAGCGAGGCGAGAGUGCAGGUUUGGUUUUCGAAUCGGCGGGCGAAAUGGCGUCGCCACCAGCGCAUGAAUCUCCUGAAGCGCCAGCGCUCGAGUCCCGCCAAUCCCCUGCACUCCCAGCAGUCCAAUGAUGCACCGGCCAGUUCGCCCACGCCCAGUAACCACAGUAGUGCCUCCACCUCCGCUCCAGUGGCUGCGGUGCCGCCUCCACAGCAACCGCUGCCCCUCUGCGGGGAUCACUCGCCACAGGCUCCGCCGCCUUCGGUGAUGCUGCAUCCACUGCACGGACCCCCCGGUGGCCACCAUCACCACCAUCCCCUGCACCUGCCCACUCACCCGGCGGCCCUGCAACUCCUGAGUCACUACCACCAGCAGCAACAGCAGCAGCAGCAGCAACAACAGCAGCAGCAGCAACAUCAGCAGCAGCAACUUUCUCCCACAGGAUGCAAUCCUGCGGCAAGUCAUCUUUCAAUGGGUGGAGAAAGGAGUGCCUUCAGGAGUCUGGUGAGCUCUCCAUCGGCGGCUGCCUUUCUGGGAUUGGCUCGACAAUAUGCAGUGGCUGCUUCGUUAACGGUGGCCGAGGAGCAGCGUUCCAGGUUGCAUUACUCCUCCUCCUCCGGCGGCGGCGGUGGAUUAACCUCAUCGAGUGGCGAGGGAACAGGACUUGCGGGCGGCUCAACCGUGACAACGGUGGACAACUCGUCAUCCGACUCGGAUGAGGAGAUCAACGUGCACGACGAUUCCGAUGGUGAAAUCGAGUCGCCGGCAAAGUUGGCCCGACUGUCAUCCUCCGAUGCGCCGGGCAGCUUGCAGUUCCUAAAGCAUGACCACCGCUAAGGCGGCGGAUCUCUAAUUGAAAACUUGAGUUGUGCGCGCCUCUGUGAUUGACAGCCACUAACAACAACAACAACUAGUAGUAGUAAUAACAACUACUACUGAUGAAAUUGCAACUGCAGCGGCAACUACAACCAGGUGGAGAUUGGUCUGGACUGAAACACGAGAAGCUGACUACAUCGUGGGCAAACAAAUCGAAAAACCAAAGUUAAAAUGCUGCUCACCUACUUGGCUGCGGUUCGGGGUCGUUGAAAAAAAAAAGAAAAACUAUAAUAACAACAACUAAAAACAACAACAAACUAUAGCAGCAACAGCAGCAGCAGCCUAAGAUUAGCUGAAAUUGUAACUAAUACUAUAUGUACGAACACGCUUGUCCCAUUUUUUUUUAAUGCACCUACCUAUUGUACGAGUAUACCCCCAAGUUAUGCAUAAUUACUAUAUAGUACUUGUUCAUUCGCCGGCUGCCGACUUACCUCAUCACCAUUUAAGGCUAUAGCAUAUGCAAUAUAAAUAUAAAUAUAAAUCUAAAUGAUAUAGUUUUAUCCUAGCCAUUAAGCCAAUUUAUUUAUGAAGAGUCUUUUGGUUGCAUUUGAACUGAUAUUUCGUAGGCUAAGUGUUUUUGGCUCAAAUCGAAAGGCAACCAACCUCCCAGUGAGUGAGAAACCAAUAAAAAAGUGCAAGAAAUAAUCCUAAA